This is a messenger RNA of Mucor velutinosus, 369 nucleotides long. RefSeq lists its product as uncharacterized. NCBI's taxonomy places the organism in Eukaryota, Fungi, Mucoromycota, Mucoromycetes, Mucorales, Mucoraceae. The coding region runs from base 1 to 369 and encodes 122 amino acids. The transcript has 2 exons. The record is from RefSeq and is a predicted model, not a curated record.
AUGGGAUUCCAGCUCACACCAUUUGAUUUUUAUUCUUUUGAAACGCAGUUGAAUCAAUUAGCAUCGAAAAUCAUCACCAGUACUAGUCAGUUACACAUUUGGACAAAUAAAUUGAUUGAAUUCAGAGCAUUGCAAAUGGAUGGCUUGAUUGACGAUAAUGAUGAACUCAAUGAUCGAAUCGACAUGAUGGAAGACUACGUCAACAACGGCAAUCUCAUCCUCCAAGACAUGGCACAAAACGUGAUCUAUGCUAAGCAAAUCUACCAAGAAAAUCAACAAGCAACAUCAAUGACAACACAGCAAGAGAGAUUCUUGCGGUACCACUCGACCAUUAUGGACAAAUUACUCUCACAUUCACCCACUGUAUGA